GCUACUAUCAGCGCGAAUGUCGGCAUUUAAACUCACAUUUCUCAUAAUAACAUAGUGAAAUUAUCUUUGAGGCAUCAUAUUGUAUCAGAUGAUCCAAAACAACAAGAAAGGAGCAGAGAUCUUCAGUGAUUAGUUGUAAACAGGACAAUGUCCAAUGGAGAGGUCUGCAGCCACGUUAAAGUGGUGGUCCGUGUCCGUCCCUUAAAUGACAAAGAAAAGGAUGGAAAUUUCAAGAAAGUUGUCCACGUUGUUGACAACCACAUGCUUGUCUUUGAUCCUAAAGAGGAAGAAGUGACAUUUUUCCGGGGACAACGUGUAGGCAACAGGGAUGUGCGGAAGAGAGCAAAUAAGGACCUCAAGUUUGUGUUUGACAGCGUGUUUGGUGAAGAAUCUUCACAGAUUGAAGUUUUUGAAAACACCACUAAAGCAAUUGUUGAUGGUGUCCUGAAUGGCUACAACUGCACUGUGUUUGCUUAUGGAGCUACAGGAGCUGGGAAAACACACACCAUGUUGGGCACCAGUAAUUCCCCCGGAGUAAUGUUUCUCACUAUGAAAGAACUGUUUGCACGCAUGGACCUCAUCAAGGAAGAUAAAGUGUUCAAUGUAGCCUUUUCUUAUCUUGAGGUUUAUAAUGAGCAGAUUCGUGAUUUGUUAACUAACUCUGGUCCAUUAGCAGUAAGAGAGGACGGCUCCAAUGGAGUUGUGGUUCAAGGACUCACCCUGCACCAGCCCAAAUCUGCCGAGCACAUCCUUGAAGCCCUUGAUUAUGGCAACAGAAACAGGACGCAGCACCCCACUGAUAUGAACGCCACAUCUUCACGCUCUCAUGCCGUAUUCCAGAUCUACUUAAGGCAACAGGAUAAGACAGCCAGUCUUAAUCCAAAUGUUCGGGUGGCCAAGAUGAGCUUAAUCGACCUGGCCGGAUCAGAAAGGGCCAGUGCGACCAACACCAAGGGGGCUCGUCUCAGAGAAGGGGCCAACAUCAACCGCUCGCUCCUUGCUCUGGGGAAUGUCAUCAACACGCUCGCCAACCCCAAAUGUAAGAAGACGCACAUUCCUUACAGAGAUAGCAAGCUGACGCGACUUCUCAAAGACUCUCUGGGUGGAAACUGCCGAACUGUAAUGAUUGCAAAUGUCAGUCCAUCCUCACUUUCAUAUGAAGAUACACACAACACUCUCAAAUAUGCCAACCGCGCCAAGGAGAUCAAAUCCACUCUGAGGAGUAAUGUGAUGAGCUUGGACAGUCACAUAGGACAGUAUGCCAUCAUCUGUGAAAAGCAGAAAGCUGAGAUUGUCAUGCUGAAACAGAAACUCAAAGAGUAUGAAGAGCGGAAGGCAGAGGCUCCUGCCCUGAAUCCAAUCUCCAUCCAGAAAAGAGCUGAAUUUGAGAAGAUGUCGGAGUCCCUGCGCAGUGUGUUUUCAGAUCGUCUGAAGCUCCGUAAAGAGCAUUUGGACAUUGAGAAGCAGCUGAAUGAAAGCAGGUUGACUAUGAGGCACAGGGAGUCAUGGCACCAGCAGAGUCUUAUCUUCUUCCCUGACAACAAGGCUGAAAGGGCCACCUGUAAGUAUGAGCGCAAACUGGCCUCCCUAAAGUCUCACCAGGAGCACUUGCAACAACGCUUAAUGGAGAGUGAAAAGUGCUUCCAGGAGAACGAGGGAUGGCUUCACCGCAUUGAGAAUGAAAUGAAGCUGCUUGGACAUGACGGACACACUCCAGAGGAGCUGAAAAAAGAACUGCAGUGCCAUCAGCUACAGCUGCAGAUCAGCGACCUUCAGCAACACAUGGAGCACAUGAGCCACCUCAUCAGCGUUCAAGACCAGGAAAACACUCACACACACAAGUUGGUGAACGCCCUGCUGUCCACCUGCCGCCGACAGCACCUGGCGUUGAAGGCCAUGAGCGCUGAUGGCGACGGCAGCGAGUGGGAGGAGCUGGAGCGUCUGGUGCACAGGGAGAGGGCUGUGGUUUGGGCAGACCAAGAGAAGGCAGAGGACAAGCGUGAUGAUAGUGGCAUAGGAAGCACUCAUCUGCGGCCAAUCCUGUCCUUUUCGCACCUUGUUUCUCACCAGAGCACGCCAUGCAGCUCCGAGAAACAGACACGACGAACCUCACAGCGGCUCAGACCAACACACUCAUCAAAAGACUGUGGUCCUCAUCAUCAGGUGGCAGAAGCUGAAGGUGUUCUUAAAAAACCCAUCAGGAGGAAGCUGUCGGUUUCUCCUGCAAAACUAGAUGGAGAUGGUCCUGUGCUGUCCCAUCACCCACCCGACCUUCAGGAUGUCCUGAGACAGGAGGGCAUGUUUCCACUGCAAUUCACUCCUGAGGGACAGCCACACACCUCCAGCAUCUUUGAUCCAAACUCCACGAUUGACAUCGGUCACAUUGAAGACCCAACAGGUGCUAAUGCCACCAUCAUUUUGUCACCUGAAGACCCCGGUCGCUCAACACUCCAGGCAUUACGUGCAAACAACGCAAACAAGCCAGCUAAUAGGUUGGAGAUCCCAUCACUGUUAGACCUGCGAAGAUCUAAACCGUCCUACAUGGCCAUGACAUCAGCCGCACAGGGCAAGCGCAAGCUCAACUGUUCCAGCAUUGGGAAAGAAGACAGUUCUCAGGCCAUGGCGGCGGCCCCCAAACGCAUUAAGAGAGAUCCCUGCGAGGCAUCCAAACCACUGCGAAUUCGACGGUUAGGAGUAUCAUCAGAAAACGAGCCAAGCCGAAGAGUAGUCCGGAGCGUGUCUGAGGGAAACCUUCAUCAGCUCGGCCGGCGUAAACACAUGUUGAGCUCAAUGGGACCCGCUGCUCUCUUUAAAAAAGUCACCAAGAGGAUGUGAGCUUUUAGCUAAAUUUUAAAGACGUUGAUUUCUCAUGCACUGAGCUUAUGUAGAAAAGAUGUACAAAGUUUUUUUUUUUUUUAAUUGCUUGAGGAACUGCUAUUUGGGCUUUAUUGUUUUUAGAAAAAUGAUUUGUUUAAUGUUAACUUUUUUCCUCUUUUAAAAUGUUUAAAUAAAAAAAACAUUGAAAAAGCCA
Messenger RNA from Danio rerio (zebrafish), 3031 nucleotides. RefSeq names its product kinesin family member 18A (gene kif18a). Gene Ontology annotation, molecular function: microtubule binding; ATP binding; microtubule motor activity. The record is from RefSeq and is marked provisional. Gene Ontology annotation, biological process: mitotic cell cycle; system development; microtubule-based movement. NCBI's taxonomy places the organism in Eukaryota, Metazoa, Chordata, Actinopteri, Cypriniformes, Danionidae. Gene Ontology annotation, cellular component: cytoskeleton; nucleus; spindle.